GGAACUCUCUGACAAUAUGUUCUGGUUCUUCAGCUUUGGAAAAUGUACCUGUUUAAGCUACUUGCAGUCAAAUUCCAUUUCAUCCUGAAGCUGUCUUGCCUCUUGGUGCCAAUGUGGCACGUGCACUGUUGGGGCGCAAUCGCCUUGACACUAAGCCUGAUUUGGAGUUGGCUCGGAACUCCCAUUGCCCAUGCAUCGCCGCCGCCGUCGUCGCAUGCAUCCUUGUUCCCGAACGCUGUCUACCUAUCACGUCACUUCGAUUCCAGCAUCGAAGCCAACACCACGCAACACUUUGCAAGUCCACAUACGCAUCUUGCCAUCACCAAGAGGAUCUGCCAUUUCUUCUCUUCUCGCUCUGCCCUGCUUUUGUCUUUUUUUGCUUGCUGAAGCCCUCGCCGACCGGUGUUCCGAUCUCUCUCCCGCUGCAAUAUCCCAGAAUGGCCGACUCAGGUGCUCCCAAACCAAGCAGCAGCGUCAAGCUGGUGCUGCUCGGUGAAGCUGCUGUGGGAAAAUCAUCUCUCGUUCUGCGGUUCGUCAAUAACGAUUUCCAAGAGAACAAGGAGCCAACAAUAGGAGCUGCCUUCCUGACUCAAAAAUGCAAUCUACCCACACGCACCAUCAAGUUCGAGAUCUGGGAUACCGCCGGCCAGGAAAGAUUCGCCUCUCUCGCCCCCAUGUACUACCGCAACGCCCAGGCAGCGCUUGUGGUCUACGACCUGACGAAGCCCACCUCGUUGAUAAAGGCGAAACACUGGGUUGCCGAGCUGCAACGGCAGGCCUCGCCCGGUAUUGUCAUUGCUCUUGUCGGCAACAAGCUCGAUCUCACAAACGAUAGUGCUGGUGGAGACGGGGAAGGGGCUGGUGCUGGUGAUGGAGAGGAUGCCAGAAAGGUGACGACAGAGGAGGCCAAGUCGUAUGCUGAGGAGGAGGGGCUUCUUUUCUUCGAGACCAGUGCCAAGACGGGCUACAACGUCACUGAGGUGUUCACGGCUAUUGCAAAUGCCAUCCCUGAGACAUCGCUCAAGACAGCUCGGGGUCCUGGUGCCUCUUCUGCGGCUGCUCGUACGGAGGAGCAGAGGGUCAACCUCAAUGGUCCUCGGGAUCCAAAUGCCAAGGAGGGAUGUGCUUGUUGAUGAUGGGCUGGGAUGUGGAGUGGAGGGCUUUCUUUUGGUGGAUGGGAGAGGGCUGCGACGGGAUUUGCAUUUUAUGGGUACAGGAGUGUCUGGUUUCUCAUUUGGGCAGGAGUAAAUAGUGGUUUAGGUGUUUUCUGUCGUUUUUAAUGCCAUUGC
Molecule: messenger RNA, 1289 nt
Organism: Podospora pseudocomata
Lineage: Eukaryota; Fungi; Ascomycota; Sordariomycetes; Sordariales; Podosporaceae
Gene: VPS21
Product: Vacuolar protein sorting-associated protein 21
Exons: 3
Coding region: 438-1133 (231 amino acids)
Biological process (GO): intracellular protein transport; protein targeting to vacuole
Cellular component (GO): late endosome; endomembrane system
Molecular function (GO): GTP binding; GTPase activity
Source: RefSeq, a predicted model, not a curated record